UACGACAACAAUCACUUUCGCAACGAAUGGAAGAUGGUGAGCGACGACGCUAAGGCUGAAGCCGUGACGAUGCCGGUCGCUACGCCCAAAAGGACCAAGGAAGUGACGAGUCCCGAGUCCUGGGGUCAGAAGCAGCGCACGGAAAUGCUUCCACCUGCAGCGCUCAUCCCCCCAUCUUCUAAAAGUAUUGCUACGUGGGGCAAGAAAGUUGCACAAAAGUGGGAGAAACUCGGUAGAAGGAGGCAUUGGAGCCCACACAGCAAAAACGACGCGAACGAAGAUAACGAAAAGGACGAAAGGAUGCACAACACGACCUUCCCGUCGGACUACGUCAAGCCGAAGCGCAUCGGGCGCGUCGAGUCCCUGCGCAACCUCUUCAAGGCCUCGAGCUCGUCCACUUCCCUGCACUCUGCGUUCUCGUCUCGCAAAAAGAACUCGACGCGGGAGGAGAGAAAUGACGCCGACUACGACAUGACAAGGUCCUUCAGUGACGGCAUGGCAGAGCCACAGAUCGGCCUCUUGGCCAACCGCCGGCUAGAAAUCAGUCGCAGCAUCCAGGAACUGGAGCGCCACAGGCGAGUGCUGGACUUUUUCAUCGAGAACUCCGAGGUUCUCAACACGCAAGAGGGCGCUGCCGCCGCCCAGAAGACCCUCGAGGACGCGGGCAAGGCUACGCUGAGGAGACGAGCCAAAGUUGGCGACACUGACAAAAACAAAAACGUCAAACGCGAAAGCGGGCGAAAAACGUCCGAAGUGAACGACCUGGAGCUGAUGAUCGGCGGCAUAAGGUUGACCUACGACGAGAGCGGAUAUGACUCGGACAGUACGCGUGCAGGCGCCGACUCGCCUGACAGCGGAAAGUCGAUCGCCAAGCGCCACACCUUCUGCCAAGCUGACUGCGGCAACGCAAAACUGCCCUUCGGCAGCUCAAAGAGCCUAUCGGAUCAGCGCUGUACCCCCGGGAUGCGGAGUACCAGCGAGAAAUCAGUAAGGUCGGGAGAAUUCGCCGAGGACGAGGACGACGCCGCGACCGUGAUCCUCGAGGACAGCGAGCCGAUGCCGUCAAAACCCGAGGGGAGUCUCGACGACGCUAUUUCCGGCGAUUCUACCCUGACGAGGAAAUCGUCGGCCAAGGUCGCUCUUUGCCCACAGAGCGCGCUGUUCCGCACACCCGAGAAGAAGAGGCCGAGCGCCCUCUACCUGCGGAGUCUCAGUUACAUGAAGCUCGUGGAUAACGAAGCCUCGCCCUGCAAGGACUCGCCGCCGGCCGGGAAAACCGGCAAAAGCCGGCCGGUGUCGGAGUACACGCCGAAACGGUCGCACUCCGCACUGGGGCCCGCGUCUCCCCGGGUGAAGCGGCCGAUCUUCGAGAUGCCGCAGCCACCGACGCCGGCUCCAAAGACGCCUCUGACUCGCCGUGAGUUGAAAACGGUCAAAGUCAACGUGGAGAGGCCGGGGGAUCUCGGGAUCGGGGUGGAGCGGUACGACGCCGUCAGGCCGUACUACGUGGUCGGGUCCAUGAGCAAGACUGGGGCGGCUGCGUUGUCCAGGCUCUUUCGGAUCGGGGACGAGAUCGUGCGGGUGUCGGGGCGUAGGUUGAGGGGGAUGUCGCUGGCCGAGGCGAGGAUGGUGCUGAGGAGUUGCGUCGGGCUGGUCGAGUUUCAGAUCGCCCGGCAGCCGAAUUUUCGUUUCUUCGACGGCGACGAGGAAGAGCUCGGCGAAGCUUGGAGCCUAGACGAGAGUAUCACUCGCUCGCGGAGCGAGUCAGAGAUUUGGGGGAUGCCCGAUGGGUGCGGGGCGGCGAUGGUUGUGGACAAGACGUUUGAAAGUGAGGCGGGUGCCGAGACCAAGGAGGUCGAGAUGUCGGAGGAGAACGGCAUGGUGGUGAAAAACGCGCGCAAGAGCGAGGAUGCCGAGGGCAAAGACAACGGCCGAGCGCUCAAGAGGUCCAAGACGUGCGAGGUUAUCGGGGGAGUCACCAAAGACGGGCGUACCGUCGUGCUGGUGCAGGAGAACGAGAACAGGGAGGAGGUCACCGGGAUGAGAAAAUUCCAGGACGAAAGGAUGCACAACACGACCUUCCCGUCGGACUACGUCAAGCCGAAGCGCAUCGGGCGCGUCGAGUCCCUGCGCAACCUCUUCAAGGCCUCGAGCUCGUCCACUUCCCUGCACUCUGCGUUCUCGUCUCGCAAAAAGAACUCGACGCGGGAGGAGAGAAAUGACGCCGACUACGACAUGACAAGGUCCUUCAGUGACGGCAUGGCAGAGCCACAGAUCGGCCUCUUGGCCAACCGCCGGCUAGAAAUCAGUCGCAGCAUCCAGGAACUGGAGCGCCACAGGCGAGUGCUGGACUUUUUCAUCGAGAACUCCGAGGUUCUCAACACGCAAGAGGGCGCUGCCGCCGCCCAGAAGACCCUCGAGGACGCGGGCAAGGCUACGCUGAGGAGACGAGCCAAAGUUGGCGACACUGACAAAAACAAAAACGUCAAACGCGAAAGCGGGCGAAAAACGUCCGAAGUGAACGACCUGGAGCUGAUGAUCGGCGGCAUAAGGUUGACCUACGACGAGAGCGGAUAUGACUCGGACAGUACGCGUGCAGGCGCCGACUCGCCUGACAGCGGAAAGUCGAUCGCCAAGCGCCACACCUUCUGCCAAGCUGACUGCGGCAACGCAAAACUGCCCUUCGGCAGCUCAAAGAGCCUAUCGGAUCAGCGCUGUACCCCCGGGAUGCGGAGUACCAGCGAGAAAUCAGUAAGGUCGGGAGAAUUCGCCGAGGACGAGGACGACGCCGCGACCGUGAUCCUCGAGGACAGCGAGCCGAUGCCGUCAAAACCCGAGGGGAGUCUCGACGACGCUAUUUCCGGCGAUUCUACCCUGACGAGGAAAUCGUCGGCCAAGGUCGCUCUUUGCCCACAGAGCGCGCUGUUCCGCACACCCGAGAAGAAGAGGCCGAGCGCCCUCUACCUGCGGAGUCUCAGUUACAUGAAGCUCGUGGAUAACGAAGCCUCGCCCUGCAAGGACUCGCCGCCGGCCGGGAAAACCGGCAAAAGCCGGCCGGUGUCGGAGUACACGCCGAAACGGUCGCACUCCGCACUGGGGCCCGCGUCUCCCCGGGUGAAGCGGCCGAUCUUCGAGAUGCCGCAGCCACCGACGCCGGCUCCAAAGACGCCUCUGACUCGCCGUGAGUUGAAAACGGUCAAAGUCAACGUGGAGAGGCCGGGGGAUCUCGGGAUCGGGGUGGAGCGGUACGACGCCGUCAGGCCGUACUACGUGGUCGGGUCCAUGAGCAAGACUGGGGCGGCUGCGUUGUCCAGGCUCUUUCGGAUCGGGGACGAGAUCGUGCGGGUGUCGGGGCGUAGGUUGAGGGGGAUGUCGCUGGCCGAGGCGAGGAUGGUGCUGAGGAGUUGCGUCGGGCUGGUCGAGUUUCAGAUCGCCCGGCAGCCGAAUUUUCGUUUCUUCGACGGCGACGAGGAAGAGCUCGGCGAAGCUUGGAGCCUAGACGAGAGUAUCACUCGCUCGCGGAGCGAGUCAGAGAUUUGGGGGAUGCCCGAUGGGUGCGGGGCGGCGAUGGUUGUGGACAAGACGUUUGAAAGUGAGGCGGGUGCCGAGACCAAGGAGGUCGAGAUGUCGGAGGAGAACGGCAUGGUGGUGAAAAACGCGCGCAAGAGCGAGGAUGCCGAGGGCAAAGACAACGGCCGAGCGCUCAAGAGGUCCAAGACGUGCGAGGUUAUCGGGGGAGUCACCAAAGACGGGCGUACCGUCGUGCUGGUGCAGGAGAACGAGAACAGGGAGGAGGUCACCGGGAUGAGAAAAUUCCAGGUCCGCAAGCGCAGCUCUGCGAGUAACGUGAGGCGCGCCACAAGCUUGUCCCUGGACCUCAUGACAGUGACCCUAGAAAAGGGAGUAAAGCGACUCGGCUUCACGAUAGUCGGCGGCAUGGAUAGUAACAAGGGCAAAAUGGGCAUCUUCAUCAAGAGCAUACUCCCGAACGGCCAGGCUGCCGAGCUGGGCACGCUCAAGGUCUCGGAUGAGAUACUCGCGGUGAAUGGCACAGCGCUCGACGGUAUGACCCACGCCCAAGUGGUCCAGCUUUUCAAGAACGCGGAAAAGGGCAAGCUCGUUCUGUACGUGGCCAGGCGGAGUCCGAUGCUCAACAGAUGUUGGAACCUCAGGACUCACGAUGCCAUCGACAAUUGAGUUACUUUGACAGUGUCAAUAUUAUUUAUUACCAAUCGUGUUGUGAUUCGUAAUUUGAUAACGGGAAGCUUCGGCUUUAACGUGCACAAUGGAUCUCGUUUUCUUUUUUUUUUUUUUUUUCGGUUCUUCUUGUUUUGCGUUAUUUAUAAUUGUAUUUAUUACUUUGUGUUCCUCUCGAUUAAUUCACUUUGAACAGACAUUUUUUCCAUGUGAUUACUAGUGCUUAAUUACUCUGUAGAUUAACUGUGGACUUAUCAACAGAUACGAUUUGACACAACUAAAAGAAUCAAUACACAUUUAUUACUCUAGGUAACUAGUAUUGUUAACGAAACAAGUGUUAAUGUGAUAUUAUCAUAGGAUAGUGGUAAGAUUUGUAUAUUUUGUGUCGAUACGUGUGUAUAGGAAGAUUUCCCAGAAUUUUCAAGUUUCGUAGUAUCCUAAAAUUUAAUUUGGAUAAAUAAGACUGUCGUAGUGUUGAUAGUCACUUUUCAUCUAAAAAAAUGUUUUUCAAUUGUGAAUUUUUCAAUCGUUUCGAUAGAUUCUUGUAAUUUUUAACAAGUCCUCUGAACCAUUAAAUUAUUAAAUUGUAUUAACGCUUUUGCUGUCAUUGGACAUCAUGUAAAGUUUUUUAUUUAGGUUUGUGAAAAUUAAUUUUUCAACGUAAAAAUAACAGUUGAUUUCCAUUAUUUAUUUUUUUUUUUUAACGUCACAAUAAUUUCAAAGUUAGCUUAAGUUUUUAGGUUCAUAACAUUUCCUUCAAGAUAUCAACAGCGUUAAAAUUAAAUGUUUGUUUAUUUACGGUCUUUUAAUGUAUAUUUGUUAAAUACAAGUACAGUCAUUUGUUUUUCCUUAAUGGUCAAAAUCUGUUAGACACGUGCUAACAGAAUUAAUUUUUUUUUGGCUUUCGUUGCUUUCACUGAACUAAAGUACUUCAAGCGUAUUUCACCGUUUGGCACGUGUUUUGAAACACGCUUUCAGCUUUAACGGGUCGCCGAAAUAUUUGGAAGAUUGAAGUUUAAAUGACAGGUUGGAUUUGUUCAGUUGAAUAGAAUUUUGUACACUUGUGCAGUUGUCAGCCUAGGAUUAUUAAUAUUGUUUUCAUAAAAUUAGCGUACGGUUCAUACAUGAGCACAUUAUUCUAAGGUUAAGACAAAUUAAGACAUACGUCUAAAAACAAUACCUGAAAAAGUCUGUGAUACUCUGUGUAGUAACACUUAUCUGCAAAAAUAUGUAGUGAUAAGAUAUAAGGAUGCUGUACAAUGUGUAAAAUAUAUGAAUAAAUUAACGUUAGAGUCAUUAAA
Molecule: messenger RNA, 5498 nt
Organism: Copidosoma floridanum
Lineage: Eukaryota; Metazoa; Arthropoda; Insecta; Hymenoptera; Encyrtidae
Molecular function (GO): protein binding
Source: RefSeq, a predicted model, not a curated record